Messenger RNA from Aspergillus campestris IBT 28561, 1383 nucleotides. Its product is annotated as ceramidase. The record is from RefSeq and is a predicted model, not a curated record. Gene Ontology annotation, cellular component: endoplasmic reticulum membrane. The transcript is spliced from 4 exons. Lineage: Eukaryota; Fungi; Ascomycota; Eurotiomycetes; Eurotiales; Aspergillaceae. Gene Ontology annotation, biological process: ceramide catabolic process; ceramide biosynthetic process. The coding region runs from base 220 to 1197 and encodes 325 amino acids.
UUCUUCUUCUUCUUCUUCUUCAUCCCUUCUCCUCACUGUCCUAAUUUUCUAUUCUUAUUCUCAUUCUUAUUUCUCCUUCAAAUUCUGCCAUGCUCUGUUGUCUCUUGUGAGCACACACUUUCUCCUCCCUACAAAUCUCUCUUCCUACCUCUAUACGACUGUUUGUUUGUCCAUCGGCCCACCCCCGCGCAAAGCCGAUAACUCCGCACCUCGUUCGUCAUGCUUGAAUGGCCUUUUUCCUUUCCCUACCCGGCCGCCAAAGUUGGGUAUUGGGGUCCUGUAACAUCCACCUUGAACUGGUGUGAGGAGGACUACUAUGCCACGAUCUACUCGGCGGAAAUCGUCAACACCGUGACAAACCUUCUGUUUAUGUGGCUGGGCGUCAAGGGAAUUCGCAGCUGUCUCCGUCAUGAACACGACCAGAUCUUCCUCGUGGCCUACUGCGGCUAUCUUGUGGUUGGGACAGGCAGCUUCCUGUUCCACUCGACCCUCAAAUAUCCCAUGCAGCUCGUGGACGAACUCUCCAUGAUCUACACCACCUGUCUUAUGUGCUAUGCCUCCUUCUCGUACUCGCGCUCGGUCCGCACCCGCGUCAUCCUCGCGAUAUCCCUAACCAGUCUCGCCGUCUUCAUCACCCUCUACUACCACUACCUGCAAGACCCCGUGUUCCAUCAGAACGCGUACGCGCUCCUGACCACCGUCGUGGUCAUCCGCAGCAUGUGGACUAUGGAGAAGACCCUCCGCCCGUCCCUGCGACACACCACCGAGGAAGACCGCCUGGCGCGCCAGAAGCAGGGCCUCCCCGUGCCGUCCAAGGAGUACCAGCACUACGAGAACGUGCGCGACAUGAAGACGCUCAAGACCAUGUGGUUCAUGGUCGGGUACGGCCUGGCUAUGUUCCUUGGCGGCUUCGCCAUCUGGAAUCUCGACAACUUCUUCUGCUCCACCGCUCGCCGCUGGCGUCGCACUGUCGGUCUGCCGUGGGGUAUCAUCCUGGAAGGACAUGGCUGGUGGCACAUCAUGACCGGCCUCGGCGCCUACCUCUACAUCAUCUGGGGCAUCUGGCUCCGCCACUGCCUGAACGGCCGCCAGGAGGAGUACCACCUGCGCUGGCCCCAUUUCUGGAACGUCCCCGAAGUGGUCCGCACCACCCCGGAGCAGGCGCGCGCGAACGGCGCGCCCAAGAAAUCGAACUGAGCCGUUAUAGACUGGGGGAUAUGAUAUAGACUCAAUCAAAUUGAUAUUUUUGUCUGUUGAAAGCGCGCAGGCCAGGAGCCUCGGCGUUUUGCUUUGUUUUUUUGGGGUGUUAGAUAUGCUUUGCAGUUGUUUUCUAUCAUUCUUAUUCUUUUUUGUUUCCUCUUAGAUUGAUGAACUUGAGCUUGG